This is a messenger RNA of Podarcis raffonei (Aeolian wall lizard), 1506 nucleotides long. It is a transcript of the gene MARCHF2, whose product is annotated as membrane associated ring-CH-type finger 2. The transcript is spliced from 5 exons. Bases 378 to 1118 code for a protein of 246 amino acids. Lineage: Eukaryota; Metazoa; Chordata; Lepidosauria; Squamata; Lacertidae. Gene Ontology annotation, biological process: protein ubiquitination. Gene Ontology annotation, molecular function: ubiquitin-protein transferase activity; zinc ion binding. The record is from RefSeq and is a predicted model, not a curated record.
CGGGGAUAUCUCAAAGCUGUUUACAGCCCAUUAGCGCAUCAAAUAAAACAACCCAGAAUGAAAUGAAUCCAAGCUUCCGGGAAAAUAUUUCAGAUUCUUCUCUAAGUGACAUUUCGCUUUCCCCAUUAUUAUUUUUUACCUAUUGCUUAAUUUAUAGAGCUUGUCCCAUAGCGGAAGGACUCUAAAGGCCAGUGUGGCGUAAUGGUUAGAGUGACGGGCGAGGGCCUGGGAGAUAGGGGUUCGAAUCUCCACUCCCGUUAUGAAGCUCAAUGGAAUUUGUGGGAAAGCUUAAUUAAUGUUUACAGACCCAAGUAGUCUUAAAAUGCCUACCAUGAUUCUGCUCUCCGGCUGCUGAUGCCAGCGCAUCCUCGGUUGCCAUGACAACGGGCGACUGCUGCCACCUCCCGGGCUCGCUGUGUGACUGUCCGGGCAGCGCCGCGUUGUCCAAGUCGGUGGAAGAUUCCGACUUUGGGCGUCCUCAGUACGUCACCCAAGUCACGGCCAAGGACGGACGGCUGCUCUCGACAGUCAUCAAAGCCCUGGGGACGCAGAGCGAUGGCCCGAUCUGUCGAAUCUGCCACGAAGGCGGAAGCGGAGAAGGCCUGCUCUCGCCCUGCGAUUGCACGGGCACCUUGGGGACCAUCCACAAGAGCUGCCUGGAGAAGUGGCUUUCCUCCUCCAACACGAGCUACUGCGAACUGUGCCACACCGAGUUUGUCGUGGAGCGGCGGCCCAGGCCCCUGAUCGAGUGGCUGAAGGACCCCGGCCCACGCAACGAGAAACGGACGCUGUUCUGCGACAUGGUGUGUUUCUUUUUCAUCACCCCACUGGCUGCCAUCUCUGGCUGGCUUUGCCUCCGCGGUGCCCAAGACCACCUGCAGUUCAAUAGCCGCCUGGAGGCCAUCGGCCUGAUUGCCCUGACCAUAGCACUUUUUACCAUCUAUGUCCUUUGGACACUGGUUUCAUUCCGCUACCAUUGCCAGCUGUACUCCGAGUGGCGAAGGACCAAUCAGAAAGUCCGCCUGAUGAUCCCGGACUCGAGGAACCCGCGCCCUGUCUCGCACUCGCUGCUCUCCACCAAGCUCCUGAAGAAGAAGGCCGACGAGACGACCGUAUGAGCCAGGAGCGGCCCUCCGUAGGCGAGGGGGGCCCUUCCCUCGCACGGGGCGGGGGGCGGGGAGGAGGGAGAGAGAGAGGGGAGAGCGGGAUAGCACUUUCUCCCGCCCACAGCGGCAAAAGACUCGCCUAAACAAUCAGCCUGACCAAAGGGGGAAUCUUGCCACUUGCCCCGUUCCGCUGCGGCGAGAACACAGAUCGACAACCGAGCCCCCAGGGGUGUGUGCAAUGAGCCUGGCUGGCGGUGGGCCCUGAGCGCCCGCCGGCCAGACUCCGUCUUCGAGACGAAACCUAGCAGAGGAGAAAGAGAGUCUCUCCCUAUAUCCAUAUAUCUAUAUUAUAUUACCAUAAUUAUUGUUGUUAUUAUUAUAAUUUUGUCACUCUUCUUAA